UCUGGAAUUGAUUUUAAUUUGGUGUUGGAAACUUAGCUUAGUUUUUUGGUUUUGUUACUUUCCAAUUACAUUACACUUGAUUUUAUUUAAACGCUUCAUUUUGGAUUACAUUUCAGGACUUACUGUUUGUUUGUUUUUGUUAAACAUGACUUUGCUACACGAUUUCAUAAGUGUGAUCCUUGACAUGAAAAAGUAAACCUAAAUUAGCUGAAAGUAAAUCCUGAGAAGAACUUUCAUUUCAUGUGAUGCAGCACAAAGUGCCAAAGGCAGUUUAUAACUACUGCAGGCUGGGCAGGCUCCUGGCUGGGGCUGCUGUGGGGCUGAGAGCAGUGAGAGGGGGCUGUGACAGCACAGCAGCACUAAUUCUGUCUGCCCCGGGGUGGGCACAUGGUCAUGUUUCUCAUGCCUUGCUACAUGGUGAAAAUUCUGUGCCAGCUGUAGAGGGUGAGACAACAGCUAUCCUGAGGAAAGUGUGACAAAAAUCCAUCAAUAGUACUAAAAAACCACAAACUUGUGGAAGUCUAGACUGGGUCAGCACUUAGUAUCUGGAACAUUGGGCACCAAAGCCCUUUUCUAGCUGUAACUUUUUCAGCCUUAAGCUCUUCUCCUGGAAAAUUUCUUUUAUUUCACAAAGUUCUAUCCAACAGGAAUUUCAUUCAGGUUAUUUGGUUGGCCCACACGCAAUAAAUUUUAGGAUAAAGAUCUAAAUUAGCACAAUUAACUUUUGUCUUACAAAUUUCUAUCCUGUAGGCAUAUAAUUCCUUGUCAGUAGUCAUAUUGGAGACAAAUGGGAUUGCUUAUCCAGGUAAACACUGCUUACAGUGUUUUCAUUAACUUCUAGGCACAAAUCUUAACAACAGAGAAAUAAUAGACUUCUGCAGGACUUACAUGAGUGGGAUAGUGAAUGUGCAUCUCUGCAUUAAGGAUGCAGAUCUCGAGUUCUUUCCAGUUUAUCUUAUGCAAAUCUCUUGAAUCAGAUGAUUUUUAUUAUUCUUUCUGUUGUAGGAAACCUGUUCUUAAAUGGGAUAAUGCUGAAUAUUUUCCAGUAGAUUAGUUCAUAGUAAUUGGCUUUUUAUUUAACAACAUUUUGUCUGUUUCAGCUAACCAUGUCUUUAAAUUCAUCUACACUUUUAAAUGAAGGAAAUGCUCAAGGAGCAAAAAGAAAUACUGAGUGUUUGGAAAGCCUACUGCAGAGUCCAUCAUCUAUUCAAGAUAAUCCACUUCAACAAUUACAGUUAGCAUCCCAGGAAGUACUGGAAAAGGCAAAAAAGAGUGGGAGAUCAAAAUGCCCCCGAUGCAAUAGUUCAAGGAUGUUCUAUUGUUAUACAUGCUUUGUUCCUGUUGAAACUGUCCCUACCAAAGAAAUUCCAACUGUGAAGUUGCCUUUGAAGAUUGACAUUAUUAAACACCCAAACGAAACAGACGGCAAAAGCACGGCUGUGCACGCUAAGCUCCUGGCACCUGAUGAUGUUACAAUUUAUAAAUACCCCUGCAUUCCAGAGUAUGAAGAGAAGAGACAUGAAAUAGCACUUAUAUUUCCUGGCCCAAAUUCAGUUUCAGUUAAAGAUAUUGCUUUCCAUCUCCAAAAGUACACCAAGAAAAGUGUCUGUUCUAGUGAUGAUGACUGUUCCAGAGAGCCCCUUCCUAAACAAGCAAAAAUAGAACCUGAAGAAGAAAAAAAUCCAAAUGAAUGCAUCUCAAGCAGCAGGAGUGAAGGCAGUAGACUGAAGAAAAUAAUAUUUAUUGACAGUACCUGGAAUCAAACUAACAAGAUAAUAACUGAUGAACGACUUCAAGGGUUACUGCAAAUUGAGUUGAAGACAAGGAAAACUUGCUUUUGGCGUCAUCAGAAGGGAACACCAGAUACAUACCUUUCCACAAUAGAAGCAAUUUAUUAUUUCCUUGUGGACUAUCAUCAGGAGAUUUUGAAAGAGAGCUACAAAGGACAAUAUGAUAAUCUGCUUUUUUUCUUUUCAUUUAUGUAUACAUUGAUUAAAGAUGCCAAGUGUUGUGCAGGAAAAAAGUAAGCUGUCUGUCGGUGCAUGACACUACUUUUUUUUGUAAUAAUAACCUGCACAAACAUAACUAGGUUUUUUUUUUUGGAAAUAGACUGUCCUCUAAAUAAUGUCCAGAAGUGAGCUGCAGACCUCCUCCUGCAUGCUUGAGGUUGUAGAACUGCUCACAUGAGCAGUCUUAUUAGAGUUACUUACUUGAAAACAGUUACAUUUUCCUAAAUAUUGCUGUACUUCAACCUACAGGCCUGAUGUGCUCACUGUGAUGAGCAUGUUUCCUGAGAUGGGAGUGGAGGACCUGACCCCUCCUGCUGUAAGGAGUGAUCUCUUAACUGUAAGAAGGAAUUAGCAUGCUGGCUUUUCCAUUGUUACUAAUACUUCUGUCAGUUGGUUUCUUUGUGGUUUACACAGCAAUACAGAUUUUGCCUUCAUGGCAUCAAAGGCUUACUGAGUGAGCAGAUGGUGUUUACUUGCUGGGGUGAGUGGCAGCAAUAGAGAAUGAAAGAGCAUAUUAAUUGAAUAUGAAUUAUAUAUUUUCAUGAUUAAUUCUGGAAAAUUCUUCUAGUAAUAAAAAAGUGGUCUCUUUAAACACUAUUACACAAUGUAUGAUUUCUGUAGUACCAUUCAUGUACUCUUAUAUUAGGAUUAUUCUCAAAUUCUUGGGUAAUUUUAGACUUCUUCAAACAAAUUUAGUUAAGUGUUUAUUACUGUUAUAUAUUACCAUUAUUUGAGGGAGCACUAACCUAACAAAUGUCACUAUGGCAUAUUGUAGGCACCACAAAUACUGGUUCUGACCACAAUAUUUCUGACAAGGCUUCCUUAAACUAGGCAGGCUGUGAAUCUGCUCUGCUUUUCCUUUUGCAGUAAAGGGGCAGAUUAGAAGAGUCUCAGCAAGACUUUGUGCUGAUGGGAGUUUUGUCAUGGUUGUAGUGCUGCUGUCAGAGUCAUCAGGUGUGAAUGCAGUUUUGCCAAGCUACACCAGCACAGCCAGUGCUGGCAGAGGGAACAGACUUGACCUUUCAGCAGAGUUAUAUGAAUAUAUUUUAGAUCGUACAUUGAUAAUUAUAUUCCUAAGGUAGAAAAAAAUAUUAUUAAAGGUACAAUAUAAGAUGGAUAAAUAUUUCUGGAUAUUCUUAGAAAUGCGUUACUUAAGAUAAAAUAUAUCUUGUCAAAGUAACAGACUGAAAAAUUACAAUAGAUUAUUUUUUAAACAAAACAUCAGAGUUUUUGUUAUCAUUUGUAGCAUACUCUCUAGGAGGUCACUCACACACCCUUGGUGAACAUAGAAAUAAUGUCUUGGAAAAUACUUCAAGAAAAUGUUUUUAUACUUACACAGCAGUCCAUACAGGCUCAAAUAGCUGGUUUGUAAAAAAGAAACUAGCAUUUUUAAUAGUGAAAAAACUCCUGCAUUUCAAGGUGAAAUAUUAAUAUUGUUUCAAACACAAAAUACAAAUACACUCUCUUACAUCAUACCUCAUAUUGGCAUGCUUAUCUGUACAAGCACAUAUAAAAAUGUAUUGCAGUGGACAACAAAAACAUAUCCCCAUCUGCAGAACAAAAUGCUGGUUGUAUUAUGAAAUUAUGAAAUGUGCAUGAACUAUAACAGCACCACAGGAAACACAGGCUUGAAGUAAGAAUUAGAAAGAUAAUUUUUAUAUCUACCUAUAUAUUGAGCUCAUGUGCCAAGCAAUGAGAACAAUCAGCAGUUGUGUCUCAGUGCUAUUGAAACAACACUGCCUAUUCAUUUGGUACUUAUUGCUAUUGAGAGGUUAUUUUGCCUUUUUAAAAUGAUUCAUGUUACUUCCUUUGGUAUGAAUUUUGAUAGUCUUUUGACAUUUCCAUCUGUACUUGUAUUUCUUAAACAAAGAUUGUUGUUGGUUUUUUUUUUAAUCACACAAGUAUAAUAGUUUGAGAAGGAAACUUUCACCCACUUUAAACAAACAAAAAUAAAAUUAACCCACUGACCUAAUGUUUUACAAGAACCAGAGAGAAAAAUCUGGGGGGAGAUG
Molecule: messenger RNA, 4021 nt
Organism: Melospiza georgiana
Lineage: Eukaryota; Metazoa; Chordata; Aves; Passeriformes; Passerellidae
Gene: DTWD1
Product: DTW domain containing 1
Exons: 4
Coding region: 1107-2027 (306 amino acids)
Biological process (GO): tRNA modification
Cellular component (GO): nucleus
Molecular function (GO): tRNA-uridine aminocarboxypropyltransferase activity
Source: RefSeq, a predicted model, not a curated record